Messenger RNA from Quercus lobata, 1363 nucleotides. Its product is annotated as tetraketide alpha-pyrone reductase 1-like. The record is from RefSeq and is a predicted model, not a curated record. Gene Ontology annotation, molecular function: oxidoreductase activity, acting on the CH-OH group of donors, NAD or NADP as acceptor. Bases 83 to 1093 code for a protein of 336 amino acids. Lineage: Eukaryota; Viridiplantae; Streptophyta; Magnoliopsida; Fagales; Fagaceae. The transcript is spliced from 6 exons.
UCUGAAUCUGAUCACGAAGUUCGCAUACAUAACUAGUAACUGCCACCCUACGCUACACACAAACACACACGGGAAGAGAGAGAUGAUGAGUGGAGCAGAGAAGGUGGUGUGUGUAACUGGAGCCUCCGGUUACAUAGCUUCAUGGUUGGUCAAGCUCUUGCUCCAACGUGGAUACACUGUCAAAGCCACUGUUCGUGACCCAAAUGAUCCAAAGAAAACAGACCACUUACUUGCACUUGAUGGAGCAAAGGAGAGACUUAAGUUGUUCAAGGCAAAUUUACUGGAAGAAGGAUCAUUUGAUUCUGUAGUUGAUGACUGUGUAGGUGUAUUUCAUACAGCGUCACCUGUUUUUCUUGCAGCCAGUGACCCACAGGCAGAGUUGAUUGAUCCAGCAGUGAAGGGAACACUUAAUGUUCUUAAAUCAUGUUCAAAAUUUUCUUCUAUCAAGAGAAUUAUUGUAACGUCUUCAAUUGGUGCAAUCAUGUGCAGCAGAAAACCUCUUACCCCUGAUGUGAUUUUGGAUGAAACUUGGUUUUCUGAUCCAGUUACUUGUGAGGAAUCAAAGCUUUGGUAUAUGCUCUCAAAAACCUUGGCUGAGGAGGCUGCUUGGAAAUUUGCUAAAGAGAAUGGGAUUGACAUGAUAACAAUGAAUCCAGGGCUUGUUAUUGGUCCUCUCUUACAGUCAACUACUACAUUCAGUGUGGACACAAUUCUGAAUCUCAUAAAUGGAUCGUACUCUUCUUAUGAUGGAAGUUAUAGAUUUGUUGAUAUUAGAGACGUGGCAAAUGCACAUAUUCAAGUAUUUGAGACUCCAUCUGCUAGUGGCCGAUAUUGUUUAGUUGGAAGAGUUACAUCCCAUUCUGAGACUCUCAAGAUAUUGCGUGAACUUUUCCCUACCUGCAUCGAAUUUUUUGAUACAUCACAAAGUUUGAAGAAUAGUAAAUUGUGUCUUUUUCAUGACAAGCCUUCUGUGCCGACAUUCAAGGUAUCCCAGGAGAAGGCAAGAAGCUUGGGUAUUAACUUCAUUCCUUUGGAGGUAAGUCUCAAGGACAUGACUGAAAGCUUAAAGGAGAAGGGCUUACUCAGUUUCUGAAUUAUGUGUUGUCUUAAAGAAAGUGAAAGCAAGAAGCUUGGGUAUCAACUUCAUUCCUUUGGAGGUAAGUCUCAAGGACAUGAUUGAAAGCUUAAAGGAGAAGGGCUUACUCAUUUUCUGAAUUAUGUGUUGUCUUAAAGAAAGUGAUAUAAGUAUAUGCAAAUAAAUGUUAUCUUAACACUCAGUUUCCUGGUCUUGAACUUUAUUUUCCCAUAUUGAAUGUUCCAUGAUUUUAAUAUUUAUAUAUUAUUUUGGAGACUAUGUUAGCUG